AUGACCAACUCCGAAGAGUGCUUCCUAGGAGUCCAUGCGGAGGAGGGACCUUGCUGCUCCCCAACGUCUUUUGAGCACGAGGACGACAAGGAAGCUACACAGAUGACAUGUGACGUUCUUUGUUCUUUGAGUUCUUCGGCAGCGACUUCACAACCACACGCUUCAGCCUCCGUAAAAUCGGAGGAUUCCUGUGAAUUUUCCCACGAUUCCUCUAAGAGAAGGAAUAGCAAGACUUGUGCUAGCAAACAAUUUCAGCUACCCAUGUUCCUCAGUAAGACUUAUCAUAUGAUUGACCGAUGCGAUUCAGAGAUCGCUACUUGGUCAGAAGCGGGUGAUAAUUUUGUUGUGAAGAAUACCGAAAAGUUCGCGAGCAGCGUCCUUCCUCGCUAUUUCAAGCAUUCCAACUUUUCGAGCUUUGCUCGUCAACUGAAUUUCUACGGCUUUCGAAAGCUAAGGACCGACCCAAUCUUGACUUCGGAUGUGGAUCCACACACCGCAUGUUUCGUACGAUUCUAUCACGAAAAAUUUCAAAAGGACAAGCCACAGCUAUUGCAUCAAAUUAAACGAGCCACUAAGACUGAUCAGCAGUCCAAAGAUGAAGUUGAAUCUUUGAAACAUGAUGUAGCUAAGCUGAAGGAAACACUGAGCUUGACUGCGGCUCAAUACGACCAAAAACUCGCGGAGCUUUCCUAUGAGUGCAACCGACGCAUAACUGCGAUGAAUGCCGAGUACGACAAGUUGGCCGCCUUAGUUCAUUCCGCCAUUACACCUCGUGACAGCAUUUUGGCUGCAUCCUCAGCGACUGCGUCUUCCAGUGCGUCGCAGGUCCCAGACUUGUUGCAUUCAUUGAGUCAAGCCGCAUCACAUCAAACCGCGAAGGCUCCUUAA
Molecule: messenger RNA, 888 nt
Organism: Phaeodactylum tricornutum CCAP 1055/1
Lineage: Eukaryota; Bacillariophyta; Bacillariophyceae; Surirellales; Neidiaceae
Exons: 4
Coding region: 1-888 (295 amino acids)
Biological process (GO): regulation of DNA-templated transcription
Molecular function (GO): sequence-specific DNA binding; DNA-binding transcription factor activity
Source: RefSeq, a predicted model, not a curated record